AUGCUGCAGGAGCUGCGGGGGCUAUACCUUGAGAAGUGUCUCUGCAGCUGCAGCAACUCAGCCCUGCUCCCCGCUGAUCUUCCGCUGCUGCAGCAGCUGCUGCGGCCGCUCCGGCAUUUGCUGCUCCUGCAUCUGCUGCUGCUGUGGCGGCUGCUGCAGCUGCUGCUCCAGCGGCUGGCGCUGCUUGUGCAGCAGCGGCACGUCUAUGCAGUCGUCGCGCCUGAAGUGUAUGUACACCACAGCGCCCAUGAAGAGGAGAAAAAGGAAGCAGCAGCAAAGCUGCAGCAGCGUCAGCAGCUCAACAGCAGCUUCGGGGGGCCUCCUUUUGCUGGGGCCCCAGAGGCCCUCCAGGGGGCCCCCCAGGGGGGCCCCCAGGGGCCCCAAGGGGCCCUCUGGGGAAGCCAGCCACCCCACAAGGAAGACCCUAGAUGCUUGCAGCAGCCAGCAGCAGCAGCAGCAGCAGCAGCAGGGGCCCCUGUGGGGCCCCUUGGGGUCGACAAGGAGCAGCAGGAGCUGAGGGUGGUUAUGGGUCUUUUUAAAGUUCUGUUUCUUUUGCUGCCUCUUGUUCCUUUUUCUUUGCUGCUUCUGCUGCAGCUGCAGCAGCAGCAAAAGACCGCAGCAGGGCUUUCAGAGAGACUCAAGAAGCAGCGCGAAGAGGAACAGAGACAGAUGGAGACAGUCGAAGAGCUGCAGCGGGAAGUUGACGCAAAGAAAGCUGAGCUGCAGCAGCAGCGGUCUCUCCGCAAAGAGUUGGAGACACUGCGCGCCGAGAACUGCUCUCUGCAGGCGGAGGUGCAUCGACUGCAGCAAGAGCUGCAACAGCAAAAGGCAAAGACAGAAGACUUGCUGCAGUCUCCUCGAGGCAGAGUAGACACCAGCAGCAGCAGCAGCAGCAACCCAUCAGAAUCCACAGAAGAACUCCAAAGAGAACUCGAAAAGGCCAAUAAGGAGCUGAAGCGGCAGCAAACUUGCAACAGCCACAAAGACGAAGUCAUAGAAGGCCUUCGAGAAGCUGUGCGGCUGCUGCAGCAGGAGACUCCGCGCAUGCAGCCCCAGCUGUCCCCGCUGCUGUCUCUGGGGUCCACCAAUGCAGCAGCAGCAGCAGCAGCAGCUGCUGCUGCUGCUACUGGUCCUGGGACGGACCUGGGCGCCGCCACGCCCACCCCCGCAGCAGCAACACCGGCAGCAGCAGCGCCGGCGGCAGCAGCGCCGGCAGCAGCAGCAGCAGCAGCAGCAGCAGCAAGGGGCCCCGACCUCCCCACUCUCAUGCAGCUGAGGGCCCUCGGGGGGCCCCCCAGCCGCCCCCACCACCGCUGGGCAGCAGCAGCAAGCAGCAACUUCCAGCGAAAAGACACAACAAGCAGUCUUGCUGCAGAGCUGGAAGCAGAGGCCCGGGAGCAGCAGCAGCAGCAGCAGCAGCAGCGGCAGCAGCAGCAGCGGGAAGAGGUGAAAGCGCUCCGGGAGGCACUCGAGGAAGCAAAAAAACGGGAAACUGAAUCUGCUCAGGAAACAGAAAAACUUCGCACUGAGCUGCAGCAGCUGAAGCUGCUGCAGCAGCAACUUCAGGAGGCAGCAGCAGCAGCAGCAGCAGCUAAGGAGACGCAGGCAGAAACUGUCAGGGAGCUGCAGCGCGAACGCAAUGCCCUGAUACAACAGCAGCAGCAACAGCAGCAGCAACAGCAGCAGCAACAGCAGCAGCAGCAGCAGCAGCAAGCUGCUGCUGAGGCGCUAGAAAAGAAACAAGAAGCAGAGAGUCUUCGGGCAGAAAUGGAGGAGACAAAAAAGAGAGCCAAAGAGCUCGCAGCAGAACUAGCUGCUGCUGCUGCUGCUCAGCAAUCGCUGCAGCAGCAGCUGGAGACGCAAGCGACUCAGCUGCAGCAGCAGCAGCAGCAACAGCAACAGCUAGAGCAGCAGAAGCUGGAUCUUCAGCGACAGGUAGAAGAGAAACAGCUGCAGGUGCAGCAGGCUGGCCAGCAGCAGGAGCAGCUGCAGCAGCAACUUGAGAAGCUGCAGCAGCAGCAGCAGCAACAAGAGCAGCAGCUUCAGCAGCAGCAACAACAGAACAAAGAACUUCAGCAGCAGGUGGAACGGGAAAAACAGCAGCAGCAGCAGAAGCAUGAACAGCUGACACAGCAGCAGCAGGAGUGGCAGCAGCUAGAAGAGAAACUUCAGCUAGAGCUGCAGCAGCUAAAGCAGCAGCAGGAAGAGCAGCAGCAGCAGCAGCAGACGCAGCAGCAAACCAUAGAGUCUCUUGUGAAACAUCGGGAUGAGCUGGCGCUGCAGAUCGAGCAGCAGCACCAAGAGCAGCAGCGGCUGCAGCAGCAAGUAGAGCAGCAACAGCAGCAUCAGCGCAAUGAGCAGCAGCAGUUUGAGGAGCAACGGCAGCAGCUAGAGGACGAGCAGCAGCAGCUGCAGCAGCAGCUUCAGCAGCAGCUGCAGCAGCUUGAGAGUGAGCAGCAGCAACGCAUGAAACAAAUAGAGCUGCAACAGGAAGCAGAAAGAAACAAGCAGCAGGCCCUUUUGAACGAAAGCCAGCAGCAGCUGCAGCUGCUGAAGCACGAAAAGCAGCAGCUAGCAGCAGAGCUGCAGCAGCUGCGCGAGGAAGCCCAAGGACACCAGCACACUUUGCAGGAGCAGCAGCAGCAGCACCAACAGCAGCAGCAGGAGCUGAUGAGACUGCAGCAGCAAGAAGCUCUAGGAAAGCAGCAGGAGCUGCAGCUGGAGGCGCUGCAGCAGCAACUUGCUGCAGACAAGAGACAGACCCAGGAGACACUCCAGCAGCUGGAGGAGACGCAGCAGCAGCUGCAGCAACAGCAGCAGGAAGCAGAGGCGACAAGACAAGACAGAGACAAGCUGCAGGCUGACCUGCAAGAGGCCCUCGCAGCAGCAGCAGCAGCAGGAGCAGCAAAGGAGAAAGCAGCAGCAGCAAGCCAGAAGCAGGCGGAGAAGCUGCAGCAGAAAGUUCUGCAGCUGCAGCAAGAACUAGAAAAGAAGCAGACACAAGCAGCAGAUCUGGAGAAGUCUCUACAAGACACAGUGCACGCGCUGCAGCAGCAGCAGCAGCAGCAGCAGCAGCAGCAUGAGGCCACAUGCAGGAGCCUUCAUGCUGAAAUAGAAAGCCUGCAGCAGCAGCUAGCGGAGGUACAAGCAGCACAUGCUUCUCCUGAGCAGCAAACGCUGCAGCAGAUUCAAUCGGCCGAAGCAGCUGCAGCAGCUGCAGCAGCAGCAGCAGCAGCAGCAGCAGGAAAAGCUGCAGCAGAAACAGAGGCCCUGCAAGCCAAACUCGAUUUCGCCCUAAAGGCGCUGGAGCAGCAGCGGCAGCAACUGUCGGCAACAGCGCAGCAGCAGCAGCAGCAGCAGCAGCAGAAGCAGCAGCAGCAGCAGGUGGCAGGUGCACCAUCUGUGCAGGAUGGGGAAUUGGCUGCUGCCCCGCAGCAGCCACUUCAGGAGCCGCAGCAGCAGCAGCUGCUGCUGCUGCAGCAUCGGGAGGAACAGCAGGAGCAACGACUGCAGCAGCAGCUGCAGCAGCAGCUGCAGCAGCUGCAGCAGCAGCAGCAAGAACUGCAGCAGGCCCUCGAAAAGGCAGAGCGGCGGGCAGAACUUCAGAAGUUUGCAAGAAAAGAAGCAGAAGCCAAAAUUCAAUCUUUGGAGAAAAAGCUGCUGCAGCGCAAAGAACAGCUGCAGACAAUUUUGGAAAUGAAUGAAGAGACUGCAAUGUCGAGAGAAGAAAUUUUGACAAAAGCUGUAGAAAAACUGCAAAAAAUGGCGCAGAAAAAGCAAAAAGAAGAGCCCUGGGGUGUACGUACACCCCAAAGCCCCACUCCCCCCGGGGCCCCACAGCUUUCUCCUUUGAGCAGCAGGCCUUUGAAAAAAGGGGAGGAAAAUUUGAAAGUUUUUUCGGCGCGAUUUGGACCGCCGAGAAGAAGCACGCGACAAGUGGCUUUGUACCGCCCUGUGGCGCUGAACAUCCGCGACUUGGCGCCUGCAGCAGCAGCAGCAACUCACCGGGGCUACAGCCGCAGCAGCAGCAGCAUCAGCAGCAGCAGCAGCAGCACAGUUGGAGGGGACCUUCUAGACAUGCUGCCUUCUUUGCCGAAUCCCUUGUCUUUGGUGAAGCAAAUAAAAGAGGGCUUCAUGCGGCAGACAUCAGCAGCAGCAGCAGCAGCAGCAGAACCAGAUGCUGCUGCUGCUCCCCAGAGGCAGCAGCAGCCCGUCACCCCCUCCUCCAGCGACAGCGACAGGCCCACAACCCGCCCCAGCUCUGCUGCUGCUGCUGCUGCUGCUGCGUCUCGGCAGCAGCAAAGAGAGAGAAGGAGCAGCAGCAGAAGAAGCAGCAGCGCAGCAGCAGACAGGUGGCAGCCAACCCUCAGCUCCACAGACUCUUCAGAAGCAGCAGGUUCACCCCACAACUCGAUCCCAGAUGCAGACACGAUCCCAGACACUGACACGAUCCCAGCAGCGCACACGAUCCCCGCUGCUGCUGCCAGCCCCACAGGCACCGGGCCCGGCCCCCCUCCCCUGCAGCAGCAGCGGCAGCAGCAACAGCAGCAGCAGCGGGAGAGCAGCAGCAGACCCCAAAGGGUCACCCGGGGGGGCCCUGGAAACCGCUAUAUUGACGUGGAGGAGCGGCGGUUUGUGGCUUACUACCGCAGGGCCCCCAGCAGCAACAGCAGCAGCAACAGCAGCAGCAGCAACAGCAGCAGCAGCAGCAGCAGCAGCAGCAAAAAGGGUUUUUAG
This is a messenger RNA of Eimeria tenella, 4737 nucleotides long. RefSeq lists its product as uncharacterized. NCBI's taxonomy places the organism in Eukaryota, Apicomplexa, Conoidasida, Eucoccidiorida, Eimeriidae. The record is from RefSeq and is a predicted model, not a curated record. The transcript has 12 exons. Bases 1 to 4737 code for a protein of 1578 amino acids.